CAAAUGCAAUGAAGUUAUGGUCCCUUCAAAGUGCUAUCAAUUGUAUUGACUUUAUCUCAAAGUUUUGGCGCAAAGUAUUCACUCAUUGAAUGACUGAUUGAAUAAAACAACAAAUGAUUUGUUAUUAUCUCUUGUAUUGAUUGAUAACCGAAGAGAUGUUAAUCAAAGACGUGCGCAAAGAGUUUUACGAUUACGUGAUUACAUCGCGAAGUCGUCUUCUGGUAUUAGUUGGCUAUGAUUUGGAUUCAAUCAGUGCCACUAAAAUACUUCAAUAUCUUCUUGAGUGUCAUCGCAUUCAAUACACGAUAAUACCAGUCAAAGACAAACACCAAUUGUUACAAUCAUUUCAAGAACAUAGAGAUGGUCUCAACGCUUGUCUUCUCAUUAAUAUCGGUAAUACAUUUCACGUCGGCGAGUGGUUAAUGCCGGCUAACACGUGUCGUAUCUUCAUUUGUGACACAAGACGACCAAUCAAUGUAUUCAAUGCCUACGCAAGUGAUGUCUACCUAAUGACUGAUAUAACUGGUCUCAACUCAUUCACAGAUGAAGCUAACAUUAUUCCCGCUUAUGACGACAUAUUUACUGAUAGUGACGAUGAUUUAGAUGAUGAAGAUAUAGAUAGACGACAAUUAUCACUACAAGAACUGGAAAAGAGAAGAUCAAAGAAGAAAAAUAGAUAUCAAUGGGAAACCAAAAGAAAUAAAUUAUUGUUUGAUUACACAGAGAAAACCUAUUGUUCUUAUUCUACGGCACUUCUUAUAUUUGAUCUUUCGUGGAAGUUAUCUAAAGAUAAUAAUGACUUAUUAUGGUUAGCCAUCCUCGGUGUAUCCGAUCAGAUGAUUAAUGUGAAGAUAUCUCAGCAAAAGUAUGACGAACAGUAUCAAUACAUUAAGGAAGCGAUGACUAGAUUGAAGAAUAUUAGAGGAGAGCCCACCAUUGCUUUGAACAGAAUUGUCACAAAUGCUGAUCAAAAUGUGAUCACAAAUCAUAAUCACUUGAAAAUUACUUAUGAAAAGGAUUUAAAAUUAUCUCUUUAUAGACAUUGGAGUCUUUACGAUAGCUUAAGACAUACGAUGUAUAUAUCGAAUAAAUUUAAGAUUUGGAGACUAAGAGGACACAAAAGAUUGCUGGCAUUUCUGGCCGAACUCGGACUCCCGUUAUCUCAAUGUAAACAAAAAUUUUCAUCAAUGGAUUUAGAGCUCAGAAGUAAUGUUAAACAAUGGAUUGAAGAUCUGAGCAAUAAAUAUCAGUUGCAAUCAAUUAUUGGUUACACAUUCAUCGCCAGCCGUGGAUUCAAAGAUAAAUACAAUUGUAAUGAUAUGGCAUUUGCUGUCCGAGCUUUGCUCGAGUCGGCCGACAAAGACAAGAGAGCGAACCAAAAGUUUUUUGAUGCCAUCGAUUCUUUGUCGUGGAAUAACAUCCAGUUAUUGGAAAAGGGAUUAGAUUUGGCUAAACUUCAAUUAUCUGCUAUUCUAAAACAGGUGCAAAUCAUUGUCGACUCAAAACAGAUACAACUAUUGAAUGAUGCGCUUUGGUAUGUCAUUAUAAGUGAGACCACUCCAGACGCUAAUUUCUUUUGUUACUCUGGAUGUCUGAACCAAUUAUCGCAAUAUGUUUUACAUGCUUUGGCCGCCACUAAUCCCAAAAGUAAAAAAAGUGUUUGUUUGCCACUUGUGAUGAUUAGUCCGAACCCGAAUCGGUCGGGAAUGGCUAUGGCUUGUGGUAUUCCUCCCAUUAAAACCAUACAUAAAGCAGAAAACUUUUUUAGUGAAGUUUAUGUACACAUUAAUAGACGGUUAAAGGACUUCCAGUUAGAGCAUGAUUUAGUCGACCCGUGUGUCGCACAUCUGCCCUAUACUCAAGCCCUGACUUUCCUUAAUGAGUUGGCCGUCCUUUUUGCUUAAUUAUGUUAUUAAUUAGAUUAAUAUUUUGCAUGUAAUUCAAAGUUUGAAUUUCAAACCAUAUAAAUAGCCAUAAAUAGUAGUUAUCAUUAUUUUAUUAUAAUUUGUACAAAUAAUUCACUU
Molecule: messenger RNA, 2024 nt
Organism: Oppia nitens
Lineage: Eukaryota; Metazoa; Arthropoda; Arachnida; Sarcoptiformes; Oppiidae
Gene: Cdc45
Product: cell division control protein 45 homolog
Exons: 1
Coding region: 156-1904 (582 amino acids)
Biological process (GO): mitotic DNA replication preinitiation complex assembly; double-strand break repair via break-induced replication; DNA replication initiation
Cellular component (GO): DNA replication preinitiation complex
Molecular function (GO): single-stranded DNA binding; DNA replication origin binding; chromatin binding
Source: RefSeq, a predicted model, not a curated record